Molecule: messenger RNA, 1406 nt
Organism: Dendroctonus ponderosae (mountain pine beetle)
Lineage: Eukaryota; Metazoa; Arthropoda; Insecta; Coleoptera; Curculionidae
Product: gustatory receptor for sugar taste 64f
Exons: 7
Coding region: 98-1276 (392 amino acids)
Biological process (GO): sensory perception of chemical stimulus; detection of chemical stimulus involved in sensory perception of taste
Cellular component (GO): membrane
Molecular function (GO): taste receptor activity
Source: RefSeq, a predicted model, not a curated record
AUUUUUGGAAAGAAGUUUGGUCGAGGGGCAUUUUUACAGCAAAGUGGCAGAAAAGUGAAAGUCUACUCGGCCAAGAAUCGCACAUUCAUUUUUGUGUAUGCAUGCAUAUUCGCGGACCUUCCAGAUUAGAUUAGUUGGAAAUAUGCUUCCUUCGAAGUGUGUAAUCUGGACCAUUUCAGGAAUUACUGCGAGAAGUUACAAAGGCUUAAACUUCAACUGGAGGUCCAUCAGGACUUUCUUGAGCGUGUUCCUCUUGAUUGGAUACUUGUUCCAGUUGGGCUGCUUUUGCGCCCACAUGCGCAUUAACAAACUCCUGACUCUAAAUCCGCUAAUGUUUCACUUGGAGAGCGUGCUGCUUUCGGCCUUGUUUAUCUACUUGGCCACGCAAUGGCGCACCUUCUCCAAGCAAUGGUUCUUUGUGGAGCUUUCCAUGAAGCGAUAUGGACUGGAAUCGAAUAUGAAAAGGAAAAUCUCCAUUGUUAUGCUGUUAAUCUUAGGACUGACAUUUGUUGAGCACGCGCUGGUUACCAGUCAAUCCAUUCUGUUGAGUAUGCAGAAACACCCCAAUAGCACAUACGAGGCGCUGCAGGAAUACUUUGUGCAUGUGGAAUUUGUGGAGAUUUUCUACUAUUUGCCCUACAGCGCUGGCGUUGGCGUGUUCUUCAAAAUCCUCAUUGUCCAGAAAACGUUCAUGUGGUCGUUCGUGGACAUUUUCAUCAUAGUGCUAAGUAUUUACCUAAAUUUUCGCUUGCAACAGAUUUCUCAUAAGCUAAUGCACAUGUCGAGAAGUAAGGUGAUAAAUGAACAUUCUUGGAGCGCCAUUCGUGAGGACUACGUGAAAUUGUCACGAUGCUGCGAGCUGAUGAACAGCCAGCUUUGCUGGCUGAUCAUCUUGACCUUUUUCUUCAAUCUGUAUCACAUUCUAGCUCAGCUAUUUAGCAGCUUGAGGCCACUGGAUAAUUCUUUCCACAAAACCUACGUUUGGCUCUCCUUUCUGCUCUUGAUUAUUCGCGUCACAUCAGUCUGCUUCUUCGGAGGCUCAAUCUACGACGAGCAUGAGCACAUCAUGUUCAUCUUGUCCACAGUGCCAACAGCUUCGUAUAAUAUUGAGGUUGAGCGUUUUUUGAUUCACUUAAACAGCGCGGAAAUGGCUUUAACAGGGAAGAACUUUUUCAAAAUCACUCGGGGCCUGAUUCUGAAGGUCACAAGCGCCAUUGUCACUUAUGAGUUGGUCUUAAUCCAGUUCAAUCAACAGGAGUUCAAAACUGUUAAGUAAUUCUAGACUUGAUGUUCAGUAGAAUUAAGCUGAGUUACUCGUAAAACAUUCGUAAAUAAAUAAAUGCAAAAUUUCAUUUUUGAAUAACAGAAAAAAUGUUUGAUUUAGAUUAAUUUCUUAUACAGGGUAG